AUGGAUUAAUUACUGUUAGUUUAACCUGAAAGAAUGCUAAAAUUUGAAAUGGAAAAUAACUAAUACGUUGCAAGAAUAGUUUUACAAAAUGUUUCAGCAAUCUUCGUAGCUUUUAAAGUUAGACUAAGCAAUCAAAAUGAUUAUACUGUAAAACCAAGCAUAGGUGUAUUGAGAGCAGGCAACAGUGUAACAUUGCAAUUAACUACCGAAAAUGCAAUUAGUAUAAAUGUGGAUCGCGUUUAGAUUUUGGCUGGACCCAUUUCCAACAAUGAGGAUGUGAUUUAAUUUUUCAAAAAAUAGCAGAGAUUAAAUCAAAGGAUCCUUAAAUGCAGCAGUGGCGAAGCUUCUUCUUUGUCAUCUACUGUGUACAAAUCUUCCAUUUCUCCGUAAGAAAUUAAUGAUUUUAAAACAACUACAAUUAAAACUGAAUAUGUGAAACCGCAGAAGAAAUAAUCGGCAUCAAAAGAUGUUCUGAGUUUGGAAGAAUAGAUUAAAUUGAUUGUAUUUAUACCUCAUCUAUUCUUGUGUAGAGUGAAGAUCUGA
This is a messenger RNA of Paramecium tetraurelia, 543 nucleotides long. RefSeq lists its product as uncharacterized. The record is from RefSeq and is a predicted model, not a curated record. The transcript is spliced from 2 exons. NCBI's taxonomy places the organism in Eukaryota, Ciliophora, Oligohymenophorea, Peniculida, Parameciidae.